Messenger RNA from Hibiscus syriacus, 961 nucleotides. RefSeq lists its product as uncharacterized. The transcript has a single exon. The record is from RefSeq and is a predicted model, not a curated record. Lineage: Eukaryota; Viridiplantae; Streptophyta; Magnoliopsida; Malvales; Malvaceae. The coding region runs from base 62 to 376 and encodes 104 amino acids.
UCAAGGCAACAACAGCAACCUCUUUUCAUUCACACACUCCAUUAAUCCCAUCAAACGAAGCAUGCAAAGAUUGAAAACUCGUACCGGGAGUGUUCCGGUUGAAAUGGCUGCUGUGAUUGCGAAUCCUCCUGUUGAAAUCGGCACCAGAGGCACGGUCGGAUCCUUGAUAAUGCAAGAGAUCGAGUACUUCAGCCAGCUCGAAUUAGGCUGCAAGGAUGGCCCGAAGAAGCCUCGUUCCAAUGUUGGGCCAGUUGCAGCAACUCGGAAGAAGAAAAAGAGAGGAAGCAGCAGGCUAAUACCGAGCAUGUGUUCCAUGGUGGAAAUUUCGGACAACAGGCCUGUUGGGGUUUCAGGUUUCGGUUACCGGAACCUGUAAUCCGAUGUUAAGAAAUUGCAGGUCUAGAUAAAGCUCUUGGAAAGCUUAGAGAACCCGAGCUUCUUGAGUCGAUUCUUCGCGGGCUCGACCGUGCUCUACCGGGAUGCUUCCCAUACUUUAUGUCCACAAAAUCAACAAUGUUACACGCUUUUUUGUUACUUUUCUGUCUGCUAGGAGUUCUAUCUAAAGCAACGUCAACAAAAUCAAGCAUUGGAAUCUGAUGGGGAUUUUUGGACAAGCUUUUAUAACUGUUGUUGCUGCCAUUGCCACUGGUACUUGCUCCAUCCAAAGAUUUCCUCAGCUUUGGUCGUUUAGGAGUCGAAGAACCGGAGGCGAUCAAUGCCGGAAUUUUCUGAGAUUUGUGUCCAACAGACACCGGUGUCUGCUGUGUCGGUUUAACGGAGUCCAGUUCUCUUGUCAUCAGGGAACUGGUUGUCCCUUUAGUCCCCACCUUGUUUGAUCCUCCACCUCCCUUGAUAGCUUCUAGUUCUUGAACCAUGUUUCAUUUUAUAUUUUUAAGAUGUUGUUAGCCUUACAGAGCCUGUUUUGCAAGAAAGACAGCAAAUCCAUAAAUGUAAGAAGAAA